CAGAUGGCAUCUUGUGAGCUAUGACGCAACGCGCGCACCUCACCCUCGACUAGCGCACCCUCGGAUAUUCAUCGGUCCACCCGAUAAGCAUGAUGUGACCGUGACAUACGUAUCCACCCGAGGACAGAAAAACAACAACAUUCUCCUUCUCCGUGUCAUUGAGUGCAGUUAUGUCUGAGACGCCAUGUCAGAUCUUUCGGGGUGUCUGCUCCUCGCCGCGCUGCUGAUUUUCUGCGAGGAUGGGUACGUGAGGAGAGCGGAGGGUGGAGUGCUCUCCCAUGGCCUCGCCUCACUGUCGGAGCAGGACAAUGCCACCGACACACACACGUCCCCGCUCGAGGGACAGGGCAACGCGACGACGGUGCCGCCAUCAGAGUCGCUCCUGACACUGAAGAUUUGGGUUAAAGAUGCAUCUAGCCAGAGGUUCCUGAAAGGAGCUGUGGUGGCUGUGUUCUUGAAUGGAUCCCAGAUUCAUUCCAGCCAGACUUUGGAGAAUGGAGAGGUCACGGUCACUGUCCCAUACAGCCUUGGCCUGACCCUCACUCUGGUGGCCAGCAUGGAGGGUUAUGUGCUCACCCAGCUGCCUUGGAAAACCACCAAGAUGCCCAUUUUUUCUGUUAUUACGAUGUCACUUCGCCCUCAAACACAAGGGAACAUCUGGCUCUUUGAGGAUACUGUGUUGAUAACUCGAAAAACAUCUGAUCUGUCAUUUCAACCGAGUGUCCAGUUUCCCAAAAGUCUCCUCAAACUGUCUGAGAACACUACCAUCUCCAUGUUGUCAGCCUAUCUGACAGCUCCAGCCCUGCAUACAGAAAAAGACUUGAAUUUCUUUACUCUAAACAUCAACGGCAAAGGAGGUUAUAGGAAUGUCAAGUUAAGCCCCUUGGCUAUGAUCAGUGCCCAGUUAGUGUCUAAUGGAAAGGAGGUUGAUGUCAAAGGACCCAUUCGGCUAACAGUACCACUUCCCUACCACACCCACCUACGACCCUCCGACUCACUUCCUGCGUGGACCUUUGACAUGACAAUAGGUACCUGGGUAAAUAAAGGUAUAGGCACUGUUCAGAUGGAGAAAAACGGCCUAGUCUGGACUUAUGUAGCACCUCAACUUGGUAACUGGAUUGCUGCACCACCACCAUCAUCAGGUUUUAUGGGGCUUGCAAGCUCAAUGGAUUUCAUUUCCUACCACACAUACCUUCUUUUGGGUAUCUUGGGAGGAACUCUUUUGAUAGUCAUCGGAUUUUUAUCUGUGAUUGUAUUUCACUGCAGAGAUUUAAACCAUGAGGUCGGAAGAAAGCGAUGGAAUUCCACCAGGCUCACCGUACUGAAAAAAGACCAGACCACUUCCACUAGCUCUGACGAGGUUCAAGAAAUUUUCUUUCAUAAUGGGGACCGGUCUUAUUCACUGGCUGCAAGAGGCAUCGGCCACGAUGCAUCAGACUCUCCGCGACACCAAGCCAACUACAACAUUUAUGUGGAAAACGUUGGAAGGCCGGUAGGCAAUCUGUAUGAAAACAUUGGAGCUGUGGGAUUAGACAGCCUCAGAGCCCCAAUGUCUAAUCUCUACAUUAAUAGUGAUGAAGUGGCUAAGCUUCGGGAAAAAUUGGAACAGAAUGGCUCGCGCCAGGGUGGUGCAGAGAAUUUAGUUUUCAAAGACAAGCUGUUCCACAUCUACAACCAGCCUCUGGCUAUUGUACAGGCCCCAGAGCUGUUUAAUUCCCAGGGCCAAGCUGACCCUUCUGGAAGCAGAUCUGCCACUUUCCCGCGGAACGGUAUGGAACAUGGAGGUCAGACAGAGCGGAACUUAAAAGACAGUUUCACUCAGACGUUGCCUAAAGUUCCCCAGCAAGACGGCGACGAGCAGCAGGCUCUGGAAGGAGUUCAGGGCGCCGCCGCUAACCCCGGGCUAUGGGGCCGCUACAGUCAUCUCCUGGAAUCCGUAUCUGUCCCAGGAACUUUGAACGAAGCGGCUAGAAUGGGGCCUUUUCGGGGGGAACUUCAGGGUAUAUCAGAGCAAACCUUGCUUGAGCUCACCAAGGGAAAGCCGUCCAUUCACCCGCCCCGGGCUUGGUUUGUGUCUCUUGACGGUAAACCAGCAGCCCAGGUUCGUCACUCUGUGAUCGAGCUUCAGGGAAGACAUCGACCGGGUAGCAGCAAUGACACAAGCUUGGACUCUGGAGUGGACAUGAACGAGCUGCUGCAGCAGCCUCUGCGGAAAAGCGAGGAACCCUCAAGCGCUAGCUUGGCUAAAAUAAGUAGAAAUCAAGAGCAGGACUUGAGCAGCAGUGAAAUUGGGAGUCCUGAGGACACAUCCCUGAGGAACACCUUGGAAGGCAGUAGUGCAGCCAUUCCCAACAUCCCAGAGGACAGGGAUGCGGGGGACACUUCCAGUGAGUCCAAAUCUACCCCCCCACCACGGAGACUGCGGAAGGUUCGAGACAAGAAGCCUGACAAGAAGACAUCUCGACAUGUGAGGGAGGAGAGACCGCACACGAAACACUAACUGAAUAACCUGUGUGUAGAUGUAGCUUUUUGGUGUCUGAAAAUGGUUUUGAUCAAACUGCCUUAUAAUAUAAACAUCAGGAAGAAUGAACAAAAACAAAAAAAACGCCUGUCUUACCUGCCGUAGCUCAAAGUCGAUUCCUGUGGCUAUGCUGUAUCCAGCAGUUCAUUUGUACACAAUUUCGCAACCACACUACAAUGUUUUUACUAACUUCUUUGAAAUAACAUAUUUGUUUACCUUCAAAAGUACACUGUAAAAGUAUGUAUAUAUAUAUCUAUAUAUAAGUAUUUUUAAACAUUAAUGUUUAAAUGCUUGAACCCACAAUGCUCUUAUAGUGAGUCUGCAAAACUGAAUUAAAUGAAAUCAGUUUGGCUUGCUUGGAAUACAUUUUUGUUCUUCGAUUCAGUUCAAUGUAAUGCAAGGAACUGCCACACAGUGUCAUAAACAAUUCUGAAAUAAAAUGUGGAAAAACUGAGCACUGUUAUUAUCAUAAGCUAUUAAAACUAAGCACUAUAUAUUCUACAAUUCAGAACGUGCACCAGUGUGUUGCUAAGAGCUUUUUUUGAGGGAGCGACAGGCCUUUAAGGUAAUUUGCCGUUUUGACGCGCUGUACUUAUUUAUUGUAUUCUUGCUAGUCACAUUUGCAUGCUGUCCAUUGUGAUGCUUUUACCAUUCAAUGUUUUAAUGUGUAAGAAUGUAGUACCCAAAAACAUCGAAUAUAUGUCUCGGGUUAUGGCUUACCUUACCAAGUCCUAUGCCGAAGCAGGUCAUGAACCUAGCAUAUUAAGAUGUUUCUUGUGCUAAUGUGUUUUAUGUAUGAAAUAUUUCUUCACAAAUUGACAACAUGAUUAUCAACUCAUGUAUUGAAUGUGUUGGAGCUUUUGUAGCUUUAUCAUUUUAGACAAUUGUAACUGUUUGAUUCUCAUCAACAGUUACAAUAAGACACUAGCUUGUUGUCAGGCAGCAAAUUUGAACCGAGAAGGGAUAUUGAAGUAUGACCGAGGAGAGAAAAUUGCAUUGUGUCAGCUGAAUGUUUUUAAAGUAAUUUAUGUUGUAUUGUAGCAAUUAUUAUUUCAAUAAUUGUGAUAUGUUUUAACAAUUUCUCAACACACUGGUUUAAAUGGCUCAAGAGCCAUUUCUGGAUGCUUUUCAGUACAACUUGUAAUCUGCAUUUUUUUGUGCACAUUUAAUAAAGGUACUUCACCAAAAA
Molecule: messenger RNA, 3710 nt
Organism: Pimephales promelas (fathead minnow)
Lineage: Eukaryota; Metazoa; Chordata; Actinopteri; Cypriniformes; Leuciscidae
Gene: fam171b
Product: family with sequence similarity 171 member B
Source: RefSeq, a predicted model, not a curated record